AUGUCUGCGCGUCAAAGCAACGGUAAUUAUCACAUUGGAGAUAUCACAUUUCGCGCAAGACGUGUAGGAUCAACAAUCUGGGUCAGUGGAGACUCGGCCACGGCACGGAAACCUGUAACUCCAUUACCUGUAUCUGGGUCAGUGCUCGCGUCUGCCAAUCUUACUCCAACCCUUCCUUCGGAUUCUCCCUUGAAUAUAACGCGCCAAUGGACAGUAGCUAACAAUGUUCUUCAAAUGCUAUUCAUCGUAACAAAUCUGCAAAACACGCCUGUGGAGAUUGGUGCUCUUGGGAUGCCAAUGGAAUUUAACAAUGUGAGUUCUGAGGUGAUUUCUGAGGAUAUAUCUGACAAGCACCAGAUAUUCACUGAUCGUACAGCCGCUCAAACAAAUGAAUUGUGCAGCCUUUUUGAUCCAUACAUUGGGCAGGAUGCAGGAUUUGUGCAGGUCACUCCUUUACUGGGCACAUCUCCACCACUAGUUGUUCUUCCUGUUGGCAAAACUCCCUUGGAAGGUUGGCGAUUUCUCCCUGAAUCCACUUCAGCAACUCCUUUUUAUCAAUCUCAGACAUUUGAGGGCUUAUACGAAUGGCAAUCACAUACAUUGGCAUAUGCUCAGAAUGAAUGGUCUCAGGUAACGCCCUGGAAUGUUCCCACCUCUUUCAUUUUACAACCCGGUGCCAGUCGCACUUAUGGUCUACAGUUUCGAUUAGCGCCUUCGAUCCGCCAGAUCGAACAGACGAUCAUAGCCGCCAACCAUCCUGUUGCAGCUGGUGUUCCAGGAUAUAUCAUUUCUUCUGACCAAAAUGCAAAGCUCUUUUUGAGCUAUUCUUCUCCUGUUCAAUCCAUCUCUGUAACCCCUCCCGGAGCUUUGACUUGGUCGGCAAAUAACGACGCAAAAACACCUACAUGGACUGGCUACGAUAUCACACCUUUUACUUGGGGCAGAGCUCGACUAUCCAUCACCUAUGCCGACGGUACUUUGCAGACAGUUCACUAUUACAUUACGAAGUCGGCUACAGAAGCUAUCUCUAACCUCGGUUCUUUUUUGACAACAUCCCAGUGGUUCAACUCCACAACUGAUCCCUUCAACCGUUCUCCUUCUGUUAUCAGCUAUGACCGCGAGGUGAACGCGAUCGUCCUGAACGACCCGAGAGCCUGGAUCCCUGGUCUCAGUGACGAGGCAGGAGCAGGCUCAUGGCUUGCCGCAGUCAUGAAGCAGUAUGCACAACCUAAUGUUGCAGAGGUCGCUAAGUUGGAACAAUUUAUGAGCAAAACGUUAUGGGGCUCCGUGCAAAACGCCGAUGGAUCUGUCAAGAAGUCAGUCUUCUUCUACCAACCCGCGUUGGUCCCAAAUUACGCUUAUCCGCCUUCUAUCAAUUGGGGUAAUUGGUGGUCUUGGAAUCAAGCCACUUCCUUUGCUACUGACCGUGCGUAUGACUAUAUCCAUGUCACUGCUGCCUACUGGGCGCUAUACCGCGUAGCGCGCAAUUAUCCCAACCUUGUUAAGACACAUACUUGGCAGUGGUACAUCAACCAGGCCGUCCUUACCGUUUCUUCUAUGACAAAUGGUAAAGUGGGAUACGCUGGAGAUGGGUUGAUGGGAGAAACGGUCCUCCUCUAUUUGCUAGACGACCUUAAGCGGGAGGGCUUGACCGACAAUGUUACUCUGGUUGAGGAUAGAAUGCGCUCACGCGCAACAGUAUGGGCAGGAGAGCGUUAUCCAUUUGGGUCCGAAAUGGCCUGGGACUCUACAGGACAGGAGGGCGUAUAUGGGUGGAGCAAAUACUUUGGCAAUAAUGCGACAGCGACCAAUGUAAUAAAUUCAAUUUUGGCCUACCAGCCACUAGUUCCUCAUUGGGGAUACAAUGGCAAUGCUAGACGAUACUGGGAUAACAUUUAUGGUGGAAAGCUCCAACGAAUUGAGCGUCAAAUUCAUCAUUACGGCAGCGGCCUUAAUGCUCUCCCUCUCAUUUCAGAGUUCCAAUCCAAUCCAUCCGACUUCUACCUCCUUCGCGUUGCCUUUGCUGGGUUGAGCGGACCUUUGUCGAACAUCGAUCAAGAUGGGUUCGCAGCCGCUUCCUUCCACUCCUUCGCCGACACUCUGAAGUGGGACGCUUAUUCUGGCGACUAUGGCCCUAACUUCUCCGGCCACACUCUGGGAAUGGGGACAUUUAUCAUUAAUCAUCCAGACUUCGGCUGGCAGGCCUUUGGUGGUAACAUCCUCUCGACAUCCCCGACUGUGAAAGUGCAAAUACGUGAUUCCAUUCGCCGCCGCGUGUACAUUGCACCCAUAGGGUGCAUGUUAAAUCUUGAUGCUGGAGCAUUUUCCGUCGUCGAGUUCGAUCCUCUAUCCAAGGCGGUCACUUUGGCCGUGACUGCUGCACCCGAUGGUGCUGUUGAAGCUGCCACGGCGACGCAAGGCAGAUUGACAAUUCAGCAAAAGGCUAUUUUACCAGGAGUUGGAAUUCUCAAGACACCCCCGGCCCUACAGGAGGAUGCAGGGGCAUUCGUCAUUCCUUUCACAAAUGGACAGGCCCAGGUCAACUUAUUUGUAGGAUAA
Psilocybe cubensis is the source of this 2559-nucleotide messenger RNA. RefSeq lists its product as uncharacterized. The transcript is spliced from 5 exons. Bases 1 to 2559 code for a protein of 852 amino acids. Lineage: Eukaryota; Fungi; Basidiomycota; Agaricomycetes; Agaricales; Agrocybaceae. The record is from RefSeq and is a predicted model, not a curated record.